AUGGACCUCUUCCAUGUUGCAUGGCUAGGCGCGAUCUUGGUUUCUCUGGUGUUGUGGAAGCUUUUCAAGCAGGUUUCAGCGCGCCAAAUCUCACCAUUGCGAGACAUUCCGGGCCCGCCUAAUGUCAGCUGGCUAUGGGGAAACUCGAAGCAGAUCUUCAAGGCAGACGUCGCUGUUUUGCAGGAGGCGUGGACACAGCAAUUCGGCAGUACCAUCAAGUACAAGGACUUUCUUAGUAACGACGUUCUCUACACCGUUGAUUUGCGCGCCAUAAAUCACAUCCUUACUCAUUCAAAUGAGUAUCGAAAACCAGAGAUCGUUCGAUUCAAAUUGGCCGCACUUCUGGGCGAAGGGUUGUUGUGUGUAGAAGGUGAACAGCACCGCCAACAGAGAAGGGUUAUGAAUCCCGCAUUUGGACCAGCCCAAAUACGUGAGCUGACUGAGAUUUUUGUUGAGAAAGCUGUUCAGUUGCGUGAUGUCUGGCGUCAAAGUGUAUGUAAGGAUGGCAACUCUGCUUGCAUCAACGUUAGCAGCGGACUAAGCAAGAUGGCAUUCGACGUCAUUGGGCUAGCAGGAUUUAAUUAUGACUUUGACAGCUUGAACUCUCAGAAGAAGCCAAGUGAGCUCACGAAUGCUUUCAAGGCACUCUUUUCACAAUCCACAUCAAAGCCUUCCAUCCUCCAAGUAUUGUCAUGCUAUGUGCCUUUCUUCCGUCCCAUUGCAAAGGCUGGUUCUGUCCAGAAGUCGAUAUCCAUUGCCCAUGACUUGAUGAAACACGUCGGCCUACAGAUCAUCAGAGACAGUGAAGCGGAUAUUAUGAGAAUGGCUGAGCUGAAAAACACCCACAAAAAAAAUGAGACCAUGCAGGGUCGUGAUUUGUUAACAGUGCUGAUCAAGGCGAACAUGGAUUCCAACAUUUCAGAGAGCCACAGAUUGUCUGACGAGGAAGUUCUGGCACAGAUUCUAACCUUUUUGGUCGCAGGUCAUGACACGACGAGCAAUGGAACGGCUUGGGCUCUUUAUGCAUUGAGCCAGGCACAGCAUGUACAACAGAAGCUGCGUGAGGAACUCUGGAGCGUCCCUACAGAUAACCCAACGAUGGAUGAGCUACUAGAACUCCCGUACCUCGAUGCUGUCAUACGCGAAACCCUGCGCCUGCACGCGCCUGUGGCCAUGGCCAAGCGUGUCGCAACGAAAGAUGACAUUAUUCCACUGCAAACACCGUAUACUGACACCCGUGGAAAGGUGCACGACAGCAUCAAAAUCCCUCAAGGUACCUAUGUCGACAUUCCAAUUCUAGCGAUCAAUAGAUCGAAGGCACUGUGGGGGGAAGAUGCUUUGGCGUUCAAGCCAGAGAGAUGGGACUCAAUACCUACGGAUGUGCAAUCUAUCCCCGGAGUUUGGGGCAAUAUGCUGAGCUUUCUUGGUGGCCCACGGUCCUGUAUUGGAUAUCGUUUCUCAAUCAUUGAGAUGAAGGCUCUUAUCUUCACUCUUAUUCGUGGAUUUGAAUUUGAGCUUGCCGUCCCCGCUAGCAGUAUAAGCGCGUCUCGGGGUCUGGUCCAGCGACCUCGCGUCCGCGGCGAGGAAGAGCAGGGUGCUCAAUUGCCCAUGCUUUUGAAGCCGUGUACGCCUCGAUUAUGA
Messenger RNA from Fibroporia radiculosa, 1641 nucleotides. RefSeq lists its product as uncharacterized. Bases 1 to 1641 code for a protein of 546 amino acids. The transcript has 14 exons. The record is from RefSeq and is a predicted model, not a curated record. NCBI's taxonomy places the organism in Eukaryota, Fungi, Basidiomycota, Agaricomycetes, Polyporales, Fibroporiaceae. Gene Ontology annotation, molecular function: iron ion binding; oxidoreductase activity, acting on paired donors, with incorporation or reduction of molecular oxygen; monooxygenase activity.